Beta vulgaris subsp. vulgaris (sugar beet) is the source of this 1834-nucleotide messenger RNA. Its product is annotated as zinc finger protein WIP2. The transcript is spliced from 2 exons. Gene Ontology annotation, molecular function: DNA-binding transcription factor activity. The coding region runs from base 199 to 1560 and encodes 453 amino acids. Lineage: Eukaryota; Viridiplantae; Streptophyta; Magnoliopsida; Caryophyllales; Amaranthaceae. Gene Ontology annotation, cellular component: nucleus. Gene Ontology annotation, biological process: anatomical structure development; regulation of gene expression. The record is from RefSeq and is a predicted model, not a curated record.
GUUUAACCUACCUUCAACAUCAUCAUCUUCCUCCUUUGCAUCUCCACCAAUUCUCUCUCUUUCUCUUUCAAUUUGGUGAUAUUAUGCUCCCUCCCUUCUACUUUUCCUACCUUUUCUAAAAAAGAAAAAACUUUCCUUUUUCUUUCUCUCUCUACUUUCAACUUUAUCUCUCUAAAUUUACUAUCUAUAUCUUUCAUCAUGUCUGAUAAUCCAUACUUUAAUCAUCAUCAUCAUCAUCAUCAUCACUAUGCAACAACUGGUUUUCUCAACUCCUCUAAUUACCCAAGUUUUAAUCACUUUUUUCCUACUACUAAUAAUAAUAACUUCUCUACUUUAUCAAACAAUAAUAAUAAUAAUAAUAAUAAUCCUUAUGAUUAUAAUUUCUUCUUCUCUAAUACUUUCAUCAAUAAUAAUAAUACUUCUCAAGAUUUCAAUAUUUCUUCAAAAUCACCACCUUCUCCUCCUCUUAGAGAAGUUCUUCCUUUAUUUAGUUCUAGCCCAGUUAGAAAUAAUAACAAUAAUUAUCAUAUUAAUCUUAAUGAAGAUGAUUAUUGCAACAAUAAUGAAGAUCAGUUUGAAGAGUUUUCCUCUACAAGUGCUCCUAUGGAAGUUGAUAAUAAUAAUAAGAUCCUUGCUUCAUCAUCCAUCCAUGAUGAUGAUGAACAUGAUAAUCAUGUUCAUGAUCUCCAUGAUGAUAUUGAUGAUGAUGAUGAUGAUGAUGGGGGUGUAACUGUAGCUCUUCAUUUAGGGCUUCCAAGUUGUAGUGCAGCUGAUCUGAUCUCAGCUUCUUUGUCUUCUUCUUCUACUACUUCAGAUCAUCAUCACAUGAUGAACAACAAUCAUAGUAACAACAACAAGAAGUGCAUGAACAAUAACAUGAUGAUGAUGAUGAUGAUGAAUAAUGAAGAUAGUAGCAGAUCAGAAGAAGUUACAGUAGCUUCAAGUUAUAAUAAUAAUAAUAAUAAUUCAUCAUUAAUUGGUGGUUAUUGUAACUCUAUAGGUACAGUUAAUAAAGGGCAGUACUGGAUCCCUACUCCUGCUCAGAUUUUGAUUGGUCCUACUCAGUUUUCUUGCCCUCUUUGCUUCAGAACCUUCAAUAGAUACAACAACAUGCAGAUGCAUAUGUGGGGGCAUGGAUCACAAUACAGGAAAGGUCCAGAAUCCCUAAGAGGCACACAACCAACAGCCAUGCUAAGGCUUCCAUGCUACUGUUGUGCACCAGGUUGUCGAAACAACAUCGACCACCCACGGGCGAAACCCUUAAAGGACUUCCGGACCCUCCAGACCCAUUACAAAAGAAAGCAUGGAAUUAAACCUUUUGCAUGUAGGAAAUGUGGUAAACCUUUUGCUGUAAGAGGUGAUUGGAGGACACAUGAAAAAAAUUGUGGUAAGUUAUGGUAUUGCACUUGUGGUUCAGAUUUUAAGCACAAAAGAUCUCUUAAGGACCAUAUUAAGUCAUUUGGGCACGGUCAUGCACCUUAUGGGAUCGAUUGCUUCGACGAAGAAGAUGAACCAGCUUCUGAGAUUGAACAAGAUAACGAAAUCGAAUCGAAUCAAUAAGGAAAAGAUUGUAUGCAACAUUAUUGCAAGGUAUGAAUUAAGCACAAAAAUCAGUUGGAGUUUCUGAAAUAGAAACGAUUUUGAUAUUGGGACUAUCAUAACAAGGAUGAUCAUAAUAUUAGAGUAUAAUUUAUGUAUGUCUAGCUUAUAGUAUAUCUUUUUUUUUUUUGUUAUUAGUGAACUAGCUAGGUUUAAUUUAAUUCUUGUCUCUUUUUUAGCUAUGUAUGUAAACAACUCAAGGUAUGAAAUGCAUAGUUCAUGAUUUCAUGUGGAA